This is a messenger RNA of Closterium sp. Naga37s-1, 4167 nucleotides long. The record is from the annotation of a GenBank genome assembly. Lineage: Eukaryota; Viridiplantae; Streptophyta; Zygnematophyceae; Desmidiales; Closteriaceae.
AUGCCCUGCCAUGCCCUGCCAUGCCAUGCCAUGCCCUGCCAUGCCAUGCCAUGCCCUGCCAUGCCCUGCCAUGCCAUGCCAUGCCCUGCCAUGCCAUGCCAUGCCCUGCCAUGCCCUGCCAUGCCAUGCCAUGCCCUGCCAUGCCCUGCCAUGCCAUGCCAUGCCAUGCCAUGCCAUGCCCUGCCAUGCCAUGCCAUGCCAUGCCAUGCCAUGCCAUGCCAUGCCCUGCCAUGCCAUGCCAUGCCCUGCCAUGCCAUGCCAUGCCCUGCCAUGCCAUGCCAUGCCCUGCCAUGCCCUGCCAUGCCAUGCCAUGCCCUGCCAUGCCAUGCCAUGCCCUGCCAUGCCAUGCCAUGCCCUGCCAUGCCAUGCCAUGCCAUGCCUGCCAUGCCAUGCCAUGCCCUGCCAUGCCAUGCCAUGCCCUGCCAUGCCAUGCCAUGCCAUGCCAUGCCCUGCCAUGCCCUGCCAUGCCCUGCCAUGCCAUGCCAUGCCCUGCCAUGCCAUGCCAUGCCCUGCCAUGCCAUGCCAUGCCCUGCCAUGCCAUGCCAUGCCCUGCCAUGCCCUGCCAUGCCAUGCCAUGCCCUGCCAUGCCAUGCCAUGCCCUGCCAUGCCCUGCCAUGCCAUGCCAUGCCCUGCCAUGCCCUGCCAUGCCCUGCCAUGCCAUGCCAUGCCAUGCCAUGCCCUGCCAUGCCAUGCCAUGCCAUGCCAUGCCAUGCCCUGCCAUGCCAUGCCAUGCCAUGCCAUGCCCUGCCAUGCCCUGCCAUGCCAUGCCAUGCCCUGCCAUGCCAUGCCAUGCCCUGCCAUGCCCUGCCAUGCCAUGCCAUGCCCUGCCAUGCCCUGCCAUGCCCUGCCAUGCCAUGCCAUGCCAUGCCAUGCCCUGCCAUGCCAUGCCAUGCCAUGCCAUGCCAUGCCAUGCCAUGCCAUGCCCUGCCAUGCCAUGCCAUGCCCUGCCAUGCCAUGCCAUGCCCUGCCAUGCCCUGCCAUGCCAUGCCCUGCCAUGCCCUGCCAUGCCCUGCCAUGCCCUGCCAUGCCCUGCCAUGCCAUGCCAUGCCCUGCCAUGCCAUGCCAUGCCAUGCCAUGCCCUGCCAUGCCAUGCCAUGCCCUGCCAUGCCAUGCCAUGCCAUGCCAUGCCCUGCCAUGCCAUGCCAUGCCAUGCCAUGCCAUGCCCUGCCAUGCCAUGCCAUGCCAUGCCAUGCCAUGCCCUGCCAUGCCCUGCCAUGCCAUGCCAUGCCCUGCCAUGCCCUGCCAUGCCAUGCCAUGCCCUGCCAUGCCAUGCCAUGCCCUGCCAUGCCAUGCCAUGCCCUGCCAUGCCAUGCCAUGCCAUGCCCUGCCAUGCCAUGCCAUGCCCUGCCAUGCCAUGCCAUGCCAUGCCAUGCCCUGCCAUGCCAUGCCAUGCCCUGCCCUGCCAUGCCAUGCCAUGCCCUGCCAUGCCAUGCCAUGCCCUGCCAUGCCAUGCCAUGCCAUGCCCUGCCAUGCCAUGCCAUGCCCUGCCCUGCCAUGCCAUGCCAUGCCCUGCCAUGCCAUGCCAUGCCCUGCCAUGCCAUGCCAUGCCCUGCCAUGCCAUGCCAUGCCAUGCCAUGCCCUGCCAUGCCAUGCCAUGCCAUGCCAUGCCAUGCCCUGCCAUGCCAUGCCAUGCCAUGCCAUGCCAUGCCCUGCCAUGCCCUGCCAUGCCAUGCCAUGCCCUGCCAUGCCCUGCCAUGCCAUGCCAUGCCCUGCCAUGCCAUGCCAUGCCCUGCCAUGCCAUGCCAUGCCCUGCCAUGCCAUGCCAUGCCAUGCCCUGCCAUGCCAUGCCAUGCCCUGCCAUGCCAUGCCAUGCCAUGCCAUGCCCUGCCAUGCCAUGCCAUGCCCUGCCCUGCCAUGCCAUGCCAUGCCCUGCCAUGCCAUGCCAUGCCCUGCCAUGCCAUGCCAUGCCAUGCCCUGCCAUGCCAUGCCCUGCCCUGCCAUGCCAUGCCAUGCCCUGCCAUGCCAUGCCAUGCCCUGCCAUGCCAUGCCAUGCCCUGCCAUGCCAUGCCAUGCCAUGCCCUGCCAUGCCAUGCCAUGCCCUGCCAUGCCAUGCCAUGCCAUGCCAUGCCCUGCCAUGCCCUGCCAUGCCCUGCCAUGCCAUGCCAUGCCCUGCCAUGCCAUGCCAUGCCCUGCCAUGCCCUGCCAUGCCAUGCCAUGCCCUGCCAUGCCAUGCCAUGCCCUGCCAUGCCCUGCCAUGCCAUGCCAUGCCCUGCCAUGCCAUGCCAUGCCCUGCCAUGCCCUGCCAUGCCAUGCCAUGCCCUGCCAUGCCCUGCCAUGCCAUGCCAUGCCAUGCCAUGCCAUGCCCUGCCAUGCCAUGCCAUGCCAUGCCAUGCCCUGCCAUGCCCUGCCAUGCCAUGCCAUGCCCUGCCAUGCCAUGCCAUGCCCUGCCAUGCCCUGCCAUGCCAUGCCAUGCCCUGCCAUGCCCUGCCAUGCCCUGCCAUGCCAUGCCAUGCCAUGCCAUGCCCUGCCAUGCCAUGCCAUGCCCUGCCAUGCCAUGCCAUGCCCUGCCCUGCCAUGCCAUGCCAUGCCCUGCCAUGCCCUGCCAUGCCCUGCCAUGCCAUGCCAUGCCCUGCCAUGCCCUGCCAUGCCCUGCCAUGCCAUGCCAUGCCCUGCCAUGCCAUGCCAUGCCCUGCCAUGCCAUGCCAUGCCCUGCCAUGCCAUGCCAUGCCAUGCCCUGCCAUGCCAUGCCAUGCCCUGCCAUGCCAUGCCAUGCCAUGCCAUGCCCUGCCAUGCCAUGCCAUGCCCUGCCCUGCCAUGCCAUGCCAUGCCCUGCCAUGCCAUGCCAUGCCCUGCCAUGCCAUGCCAUGCCAUGCCCUGCCAUGCCAUGCCCUGCCCUGCCAUGCCAUGCCAUGCCCUGCCAUGCCAUGCCAUGCCCUGCCAUGCCAUGCCAUGCCCUGCCAUGCCAUGCCAUGCCAUGCCCUGCCAUGCCAUGCCAUGCCCUGCCAUGCCAUGCCAUGCCAUGCCAUGCCCUGCCAUGCCCUGCCAUGCCCUGCCAUGCCAUGCCAUGCCCUGCCAUGCCAUGCCAUGCCCUGCCAUGCCCUGCCAUGCCAUGCCAUGCCCUGCCAUGCCAUGCCAUGCCCUGCCAUGCCCUGCCAUGCCAUGCCAUGCCCUGCCAUGCCAUGCCAUGCCCUGCCAUGCCCUGCCAUGCCAUGCCAUGCCCUGCCAUGCCCUGCCAUGCCAUGCCAUGCCAUGCCAUGCCAUGCCCUGCCAUGCCAUGCCAUGCCAUGCCAUGCCCUGCCAUGCCCUGCCAUGCCAUGCCAUGCCCUGCCAUGCCAUGCCAUGCCCUGCCAUGCCCUGCCAUGCCAUGCCAUGCCCUGCCAUGCCCUGCCAUGCCCUGCCAUGCCAUGCCAUGCCAUGCCAUGCCCUGCCAUGCCAUGCCAUGCCCUGCCAUGCCAUGCCAUGCCCUGCCCUGCCAUGCCAUGCCAUGCCCUGCCAUGCCCUGCCAUGCCCUGCCAUGCCAUGCCAUGCCCUGCCAUGCCCUGCCAUGCCAUGCCAUGCCCUGCCAUGCCAUGCCAUGCCCUGCCAUGCCAUGCCAUGCCAUGCCAUGCCCUGCCAUGCCAUGCCAUGCCAUGCCAUGCCAUGCCCUGCCAUGCCAUGCCAUGCCAUGCCAUGCCAUGCCCUGCCAUGCCCUGCCAUGCCAUGCCAUGCCCUGCCAUGCCCUGCCAUGCCAUGCCAUGCCCUGCCAUGCCAUGCCAUGCCCUGCCAUGCCAUGCCAUGCCCUGCCAUGCCAUGCCAUGCCAUGCCCUGCCAUGCCAUGCCAUGCCCUGCCAUGCCAUGCCAUGCCAUGCCAUGCCCUGCCAUGCCAUGCCAUGCCCUGCCCUGCCAUGCCAUGCCAUGCCCUGCCAUGCCAUGCCAUGCCCUGCCAUGCCAUGCCAUGCCAUGCCCUGCCAUGCCAUGCCCCCAUUCCGCACCUUUCUAGCCCUACCUCGGCCCUCACCCCAGCACCCACUGCCCUACACGCCCCUGAGCCUCACCUCGGCAUCAAGACGGCAGGCGCGCCUUGAGCUCCUCCACUCCACCACCCUCGCCACCUGGAAGGGCCGAAAGAUGUGCCGUGCAGUGCAGUGCGGUGCAAUGGGAGGGAGGGAGACAUGGACGUACCUUGUAGCAGCCAGCCACCCACCUGCUGGCCUGCUGUGUGGAGGUGCAGCGGUAGGCGCGCCUUGA